AUGGACAGCGUUUGCAAAUUUAUCAGCGAGUGGAUUUCAGCAAGUUUUCCCUCGACCGAAGAGACCCGAGAAGCGGAGGCUUUUAGAAGCGCCUUGCGAAUUGAGCAUGUCAUCGAUGGCUUUGAAGAUGACGUUCGGGACCUGUAUCCAGAUCGUACAGACAUCAUCACUGUGAUCAAAAAAUUUAGGCAGGCUUUAUACGAUGAACAUGGUGGAGUACCACCAUCUUCCGUCCUCUGUCUCCCUCUUACUAUCCAGGCCCAGGGGAAAAUGACAUAUGACAGAGUGGUUGAAAGAUGGUCAGAUUGGACCAGCCUAUCCAAGGAGUUCCCCUUUUUGACGGGCUUCCCCUCUAUCGAAGAGCAAGCUGACUCCAUCGAUGACAGCGAAGCGCUCGCCGUAGAGACUGCCCUUGCCAUGCAAAAGUGGCAUGUGGAUAAAUAUGGGAAUGCCUUAUGCUAA
Messenger RNA from Trichophyton benhamiae CBS 112371, 462 nucleotides. RefSeq lists its product as uncharacterized. The transcript has a single exon. The record is from RefSeq and is a predicted model, not a curated record. Bases 1 to 462 code for a protein of 153 amino acids. Lineage: Eukaryota; Fungi; Ascomycota; Eurotiomycetes; Onygenales; Arthrodermataceae.